AUGGGGGUACUGAUUGACUCGCAUCCCGCCGUGAUGGACGCGCAUAUUGAGGAGCAUGCCGGGAAUGGCAAUGGUAUUCCCAUUCUGCCAAGUCUAUCGGCUUCCGGGGACACACUGAGCGAGGAAGAGAGAACUAAUCAGAGAAAAGACACAUCCGCUGCAACAUCGGCUCUAAAGCAGACAACGCCACUGGAGAUUGUGGACAGGUAUAUUGAUGAGCCGCGGCCGCUCAAAGUCGCAGUCAUUGGAGGGGGCCUGGCGGGCAUCCUUGCCGGUGUCCUUUUGCCUACAAAAGUGCCCGGUAUCCAAUUGACGAUUUACGAGAAGAAUCGUGAUUUUGGAGGAACGUGGCUCGAGAAUGUAUAUCCUGGUGUGAGAUGCGAUAUACCAUCGCAUGUCUAUCAGUCGACCUUUGAGCCCAAAAAAGACUGGUCCGAUGAGUUUGCACCCGGACACGAAAUUCGCGAAUAUUGGCAGUCCGUCGCCAAAAAGUACAACGUGUACCAGUAUGCCAAAUUUGAGCAUCUUGUACAAGGGGCGACAUGGGAUUCCGAUGCUGGAAAAUGGCACGUUGCAGCCAGAGACUUGACAAACAAUGAGGUCAAAACACUGCAAUACGACUUUGUGCUGACAUGCAUUGGUCGAUUCAACGAUUGGAAGCUACCAACGUAUCCUGGCAUUGACAAAUUCCAAGGAACACUGAGGCACACCUCGAACUGGGACCCUGACUUUGACCCGGAUGGGAAAAGAAUCGCCGUCAUUGGAAACGGGGCCAGUGGUAUUCAGGUUGUUGCUACUCUACAGAAGACUGUGGCUCAUUUGGAUCACUACGCCAGAAAUAAAACGUGGAUUGCGACCUCGUGGGCAGGAGAUGAAAGAACGGUCGGCCCCCAACCUAUUGGAAACGAACUGCAAAACUCCUUUCAGGAUCCCACGGCAUACACGGAAUACAGGAAAAAACUCGAGGACAAAUACUGGCGGGGUUUCCCAGGAGUUCUUCGUGGAAACGCUAGAAAUGUGAACUUGAAGACGAAUUUCAUCCAGGUGAUGCGAAAGAGAUUAUCCAAAAAGCCGACCAUGAUUGAGCACAUGGUUCCCGACUUUUCUCCCAACUGUCGACGUCUGACCCCCGGCCCUGGCUAUCUGGAAGCAAUCACCGAGGACAACGUGGAUUAUAUACGCACACCAAUUCGCAGAAUCACUGCUACGGGCAUCGAGACGGAAGAUGGCAUCCACAGAGAAGUUGAUGCCAUAUUCUGUGCCACCGGCUCCAAGACGGAUUUGGUGCCUCGCUUCCCAAUCAAGGCCGACGGGAGGACACUGGCCGAAGUUUGGGCCCCCGAGGGAGAAGAAGCCUUUCCAUACACAUACAUGGGAGUAGCGACGCCCGGCUUCCCGAAUCUACUGUUUGUCCAUGGGCCGUUUGGCACCGGCCCGUCCGGUACCGUGCCCCAGAGCGUCGAGAGCCAGCUGACGUACUUUGCCAAGCUGCUGCGAAAAGUGUCCAGGGAGGGAAUCAAGUCCAUCGAUGCCGACCCCAAGGCGGCUGACGACUUUAAUGAGUUUGCCGAGGCCUUUUUCAAAACUACCGUCUUUACGGACAACUGUAGCUCGUGGUACAAUGGUGGCAAGCCCGGUGCCAGGGUGCACGGCAUCUGGCCUGGCAGCGCUGCGCAUCUCACUAUUGUGCGGCGCGAUCCUCGCUGGGAGGAUUGGAACUACAAGUAUCUGACUGGCUCGGGCAAUCGGUUCCAUUGGUACCUGGGCAACGGGUCUACAAAGCAAGAGGCAGACCCGGCGUCUGACAUAACCUCGUACCUCAGGAAUCCAGAGGAGAUUGACUUGAAAGAUGUGCACGAAAGCUGGUGGAGCAUCCCAUAG
Messenger RNA from Beauveria bassiana ARSEF 2860, 1881 nucleotides. Its product is annotated as 4-hydroxyacetophenone monooxygenase. The record is from RefSeq and is a predicted model, not a curated record. NCBI's taxonomy places the organism in Eukaryota, Fungi, Ascomycota, Sordariomycetes, Hypocreales, Cordycipitaceae. The coding region runs from base 1 to 1881 and encodes 626 amino acids. The transcript has 2 exons. Gene Ontology annotation, molecular function: NADP binding; N,N-dimethylaniline monooxygenase activity; flavin adenine dinucleotide binding.